This is a messenger RNA of Jaminaea rosea, 884 nucleotides long. RefSeq lists its product as hypothetical. Lineage: Eukaryota; Fungi; Basidiomycota; Exobasidiomycetes; Microstromatales. The record is from RefSeq and is a predicted model, not a curated record. Gene Ontology annotation, biological process: transcription by RNA polymerase III. The transcript is spliced from 2 exons. The coding region runs from base 116 to 826 and encodes 236 amino acids. Gene Ontology annotation, cellular component: RNA polymerase III complex.
CAAUUCAACGCAACAUCGAGAGCAUCAAGGGCCUGGUCAAGUCAGCUGUUCUGGAUAGAAGAGGGUCGUCUCGACUUCACUUCGAAGCAAAACUCUUCUCAGCUUGUCCGCAGACAUGUCGCGAGGCGGUCGUGGUGGUGGUCGCGGCGGCGGGCGAGGGGGCAAGCCCACCGUACCCCUCGGCCACCUCUCCUACGGCGAUGUCAUGUCCACCAUCCAAGGCCAGUCGUCAGAGCAUCUCUACCCUUACAUGCCCGACCUCCCCAAGCCAGCACCGCCUAGCGAGAAGGAGAGAAGGGCUGCUCAGUUGCAGUUGGACUACUUGGAUGCCAUGAGACGCGGGCCGUACUGGCCCAGGGAGACGGAGAAGAAGGUCAAAGACCUUCCUCGCUACACUGAUCGCUACCGUCCAGAGGAGCAACCUGCCCCCUCACUUCAAUCAAAAGAUCUCACGCUGCAACGCGAAGUCUUCCCUCGCGAAAUCUGGCGCCAGUAUAUGGAAGGCGAGACUCGUCGCGAGGAGCAGCGCGCCAAAAAGGAGCAAGCACAGCAGCUACGUCGCGGCAAUACCGAAGGCAAAUUCGACUGGGAUGCCUUUGAAGCUAUGAAGGCUGCUAAAGCAGGAGGAGGGGACGAUGAUGAGGCUGCAGCGGCCGGGGCUGGGCUGGAUGACGAUGACGAUGGUGGGUUGGAUGAUGCAGAUGAUGAGGAGCAGCUAGGCAAUUACGAGGAUGAGGAGGACGAUGAUUAUGCACAGAACUACUUUGAUAAUGGGGAAGAUGACGGUGGAGAUGAUGAUGGUGGGGGUGGAGAGCAAUACGAGUGAGAGAGGCGGGAAGCGCACGCCAAGAGCCAGCACCCAAAAACGACGACGACGACGACGA